CGCCAUUCACAGAGGCAUCUUUGCCGCCCGGAAAAGCUGGACUGAACACAAUGGGGGCAACUGAGCGCAUGUCGAAUGGCGAAGCCAAGAUUGUCGGACCGCAUCCAUCGACAAUCCGUGUCUCGGCUUCAUACAUCACGCAAGCCGCUAUCGACAAGAGACUGGCGCCCGAGGGGCUCGAUGCGCAGGAGAGGAGUCUAGCAGAGGCAAGAGAAGAUACCGUCAGGCUGCAGGGGGUUGCCUGGCUGGAUAAUGUACGCCGUGCCCUGCAACUGCCCGUCAAGACCUUCACCACGGCCGUCGUCUACUACCACAAAUUCCGACUUGCCCACCCAAAAGAGGACUAUCAGUGGAUCGAUGCGGCAGCUGCCAGUCUGCUGACGAGCUGCAAGACUGAGGAUACUUUGAAAAAGAGCAGGGACAUUCUGGCGGCUGCGUACAAUUUGAAGCUGCCAAACAACCAGGACCACGUUGCGCCAGAUGAUCCCAUGUUCGAGACACAUAGUCGGAUGGUCAUCGGCAUAGAGCGGCUGAUCUUGGAGAGCGGUGGCUUCGAUUUCAGGAGCAGAGCACCGCAUCACACUCUGGUCAAGAUUAGCAAGAGCUUGCCGUCGAGCCCGGAUGUGAAAGCCGUUUCGGAGCUGGCUUGGACGGUCCUGACGGACUUGCACCGCACUUUUGCACCUCUGAAGCAAACGAGCGCAACGCUAGCCCUGGCAAGUCUAGAGUUGGCUGCACACUUCACAGCUGCGACGUCGGAAGACAACACCUGCAUCGUACGCGACAACCUGCAGAAGCUCGACUUGGGCACAUGGUAUACCACACGCGAAGAAGUCAUGGAGACACUGCUGGAUGCUCUCGACUUGUACACACACCACACCGCCUCUUCCAUCCUCGGCACCAGAUACUCUCUCGACGAUCUCCUCCGUAUCCGCCUUGCUCUGAACAAGGAGUGCUCCGAUUCUAACCUGCCACGCUACACUAUGGUCCAGCCUCCUCCCUCUCCUGACAAUGUCACCGACCCGACCAUUACUCUGCGCGUGGCUGAUGGCCAUCCUACACCAAUCUCACCCCCACAGCCAGGGGCACAGGCACCUCAGCCAGUCAAUGCAUACAUCGCCACAAGCCAGCACACUCCACAGACCGACGGCACACUGCGCUUCAUGCUCAACCCGCAGCGGGCUACUGAAGAGCGAGUUGAAGUCAACCGCUAUUACACCGAAGAAUGGGAGGAGUAUGAGGAGGAGAUCGAAGUACCACUUCCAUACGAUUCCUCUCGUGAACGUGAUAGAGACCGAGAUCGAGACCGAGAUCGCGAUGCAUUCUCCAGGCGUGACCGCGAUCGUGGUCGAGAUAGUAGCCGUCCACAGGACGCCGAUGCCCGGCGAAAUGUGGACGAUCGCACUCACGACAGAAGAAGUGAACGUGACAAUGCUCGUGCUGCUGCUGCAACUACAAAAGAGCACAGAGUGGCAAGACAGCAGAUGCCGAGCACCAUGCUGCAGAGCGUUGUUCGUGCGCCUUCGCCAGCGCCGGAAAUCCUGUACCAGCCAGACGCCGAGAAGAACACUCAGCGAGACCAUGACAGAGAUUUCGACAGAGCCAGAGAUCGACCUAGGAGCCGUGACCGGGAUCGGAGACACGAUGAUCGUCGACACGAUGACAGGGACAGAUACGACUCGAGGAGAGAGCGUGGCAGCCGAGACGACAGAGACCGAAACAGUGGUGGUGGAAGCAGGCGGCACUAUGACGACGAUCGUAGACGUGAGCGGCGUUGAAGCUGUUCACCUUGUGUGAUGAUCGACUUGAAGAAAUACCUGUUACAGCUGGGAGCUGGAUCAUACAGGUUGUAGAUAAUACCGAGCAAAUGACUCGAACAGCCUCUGUAGCAGCCUUUGCGACAGGGGCGGUAGCAUUUGCGUCGUUCUUUUCGGCUGGCUAGCCUACUGCAUUUCGUGGGGAGCGUGGGGAGAAACCUGCGGUGAAAAGCCACCAGGUAUCAGAUGGUCGGAAAAAAGCUACUAGAGCCCAAGGGGCAAUAAUGUUUAAAUGUUCUCUGGCAAGCUUGACCAGUAGUCGAUCAAAGCGCACAGCGAGUGGAGCAAGUCGGAGAAUGAUUUGCUGUUGGUUCUAAAGCGGAGAAUCGAGGUAAAAGAAUUACUUGACCUCAUAACAGCAGUUUGUUUUUAAGGGGAGGGGUUGAUGCCAGAUAGUAUCUGGCGGUCUGACCAUCUCAAAGCUGAGCUAUCUUGGUAUCCCGCAUAGUUUGCAUACACUGCCCGCCCACUCUUUGCCAAACUCACUCAACGUCCGCAUCAUUCCCAUUCUCAUCCUCGUCGCCGGAGAGGAGAGGAUCCUCGAAAUCCUUAUCCAGGAUACCGUGUGGCACGAUCGCGCCACCCUUGGUCAUGAGCUUCUUCCACUGGCGCUGGAGGAUGAUUGGAAGGGCAGUGUGGUCUGCACCACCCUUCGAGACGAGGAGGUUCGCAAUCAACGUCCACUUCUGCGCCUGGAAGGAGUCUUCGAUCUCGCGCUUAGUCUGGAUUAGCAAGGCGUUGUCUUCUUCGUUGAGGAUAGCGAAAUUGGUCCUACACAAUUUUAGUUAGGAUGCUCCUCAUUUUUCUCCCCAAGGCCGAUGCAUGUUUUCUCUGCAUGUCUGGAAGCGAGAGAAGACACGGACGGGGUUGCUUACUUGAUUCUGGCGUAUCGGUUUGGCAGAGUGCUCUGGGCUGUAGCCUCGCCCGUCAAGCGCUUCCACUCAGCCUUGAUGGGGCCCCAGUCCUUCUUCUCGUCUCUCCAGGAAACCAGCAUCCUAUCAGCUUCGUCGCAUGACUCAUAGGUUCUCGGAAUCAGGCGUGCAGCCGUGGUCUUGCCCUUGAAUUGGCGCUUCUUCUUCUGCUGUGGCGGCAAUGUGUCCACCACAGCGUUGGAUACGGCGUCGGGUGUGGCGGCCGCCUUCUCUUUGCCCUUACCCUUCGACUUCUGGGCGCCGGGAUCGUCACCGGCGGCCUUGCGCUUUUUCCCUGCGCUCUUGCCAGCUCGCUGGACAGGCUUAUCGAGACCUGGGCCAUCGAAGUGGUUUCUGGUGAUGUUGGCAGGCGUCUUUGUGAAGAUGCUUUUGUCGCCACCGGAGACGAUCGUCAUCUCCGAGUUGAACGGAUUCUUGCCGCCAUCGCUUUGCGCCUCGCCGCUGGGCAUGUUGACGGCGCGGUGCUGUCGUUGGUAAAGAGAUGGGGUGUCGUUGGUGAAGAGAUGGUGUUGUUGGUGAAGAGAGGUGUUGUUGGUGAAGAGAGGUGUUGUUGGUGAAGAGAGGUGUUGUUGGUGAAGAGAGGGUGUUGUUGGUGAGGAGAGGUUGUCGAGGAGAUUCUGAGUGAGAGAGGUUUGUGACGACGCCGAGUAAGUUUAAGUGAAAUCUGGGGCAAUUUGCAUAUGGCAACGCGUUUUCAGGGGCCCAAUGCGGAAAGAUCGAGUGAAUGAUGAUGUGGGUCACAUGCGUAGAUGUGCAUAAACCGGUUCUCUACUUUUUGGAUUACCUGCGCCGCGACACCGUCGUAAAAGACAUACAUAUUCCAUGGACUUAGCUGACAGAGAAAUCAACGCGUGAAACAGACUGCCUGCGCCGGUCGAUGGGAGUCGAGUGAGGAUAGAAAAG
Molecule: messenger RNA, 3652 nt
Organism: Sphaerulina musiva SO2202
Lineage: Eukaryota; Fungi; Ascomycota; Dothideomycetes; Mycosphaerellales; Mycosphaerellaceae
Exons: 2
Coding region: 51-1778 (575 amino acids)
Biological process (GO): positive regulation of DNA-templated transcription, elongation; regulation of transcription by RNA polymerase II
Cellular component (GO): cyclin/CDK positive transcription elongation factor complex; nucleus
Molecular function (GO): cyclin-dependent protein serine/threonine kinase activator activity
Source: RefSeq, a predicted model, not a curated record